AUGCCAAAGCCUACUUUAAAUAACCUUAUUAGAAUGUCGCCAAGCCGAGCGCCAAUAAUAUCACGUGAUUCGGCCCAACACGCUAAACCCGAUCAUGCCCUAGACCGCCAGGAUGCCGGUAUGUGCGAGAUACUGACUGCUACUGAUUCCCUUCCCGUCCCUUCCCCUUACGUCGAUCGGCCGCUCGCAGGCGCUGCACCACCACCACCACCACUACUACUGCUACUUGUUAGAAUAGAAAUGACGGCUAACUUGGGAUCUGAAAUACAGAGCCAGAAAUCGUUCCGCACCAAGCAGAAGCUUGCCAAAGCCCAGAAGCAGAACCGUCCCAUUCCCCAAUGGAUUCGUCUGCGGACCGGAAACACCAUCAGGUAA
Molecule: messenger RNA, 375 nt
Organism: Blastomyces dermatitidis ER-3
Lineage: Eukaryota; Fungi; Ascomycota; Eurotiomycetes; Onygenales; Ajellomycetaceae
Exons: 2
Coding region: 1-375 (124 amino acids)
Biological process (GO): translation
Cellular component (GO): cytosolic large ribosomal subunit; ribosome
Molecular function (GO): structural constituent of ribosome
Source: RefSeq, a predicted model, not a curated record